AUGGACGAGCCUAUGAUUGACGCGCAGGAUGUCGCGCAAGAGACUCCGGCUGACGAUGUCUUCCGCGCGCCUUCGAUCAAGACGGAGGAUAUCCUGAAGGGCGCUUCUUAUGCUCACUACUCGCCCAUCCCGGAGGUCAUUGCCAACGACAUGACGACCGAGUGCGUGCUCGGCGUCGAUGAGGCCGGCAGGGGUCCCGUCCUCGGCCCCAUGGUGUACGCGCUGCUCUACCUGCCGCUCUCGGACCACCGCUCGCUGCUGGCCGAGACGCACCACUUCGACGACUCCAAGGUGCUCACGCCGGCGGUGCGCUCGGCGCUGAUGGAGAAGCUGUGCACGGCGGACACGGACCUGCACCGCCGCUGCGGCUGGGCCGCCAAGGUCAUGUCGGCGCGCGACAUCUCGGCCGGCAUGCUCAAGGCGGGCGGCACGUACAACCUCAACGCCCAGGCCAUGGACGCCACCGUCGAGCUGAUCGAGCGCGUCUUCGCCGCCGGCGUCAACGUCAAGGAGAUCUACAUCGACACCAUCGGCCAGCCCGCCGCCUACCAGCGCCGGCUCGAGCGCAUCUUCCCCACCGUCCACAUCACCGUCGCCAAAAAGGCCGACUCGCUGUACCCCUGCGUGUCUGCCGCCUCCGUCUGCGCCAAGGUCACGAGGGACGCCGCCCUGGACGUCUGCUACGAGACGUAUGCUUCGAGUGCCGCCGAGACGGUUGCCGCCGACGGCUGGGGCUCGGGGUACCCGUCGGAUGCGAGAUGCUCGGGGUGGUUGAAGCGCAACAUGGAUCCCUUCUUCGGCUGGGGGGCCGAGUGCCGCUUUAGCUGGGGAACCGCCAAGGACAUGCUGGAGGACAAGAAAAGCGGGCUCAAGGUCGACUGGCCGGUGGAGGAGGACGAGGGCCAGAACAUCUCGUCGUAUUUCUCCGGCUUGCAGGAUGACCAGGGUGACGAGCUGUCGAAUUGGUUCGGCAAGCGCGUCACUGAAGAGGUCUUCUGA
This is a messenger RNA of Diplodia corticola, 999 nucleotides long. RefSeq names its product ribonuclease h2 subunit a. Lineage: Eukaryota; Fungi; Ascomycota; Dothideomycetes; Botryosphaeriales; Botryosphaeriaceae. Gene Ontology annotation, biological process: DNA replication, removal of RNA primer; mismatch repair. Gene Ontology annotation, cellular component: ribonuclease H2 complex. The record is from RefSeq and is a predicted model, not a curated record. Gene Ontology annotation, molecular function: RNA binding; RNA-DNA hybrid ribonuclease activity. The transcript is spliced from 2 exons. The coding region runs from base 1 to 999 and encodes 332 amino acids.